Corticium candelabrum is the source of this 2879-nucleotide messenger RNA. RefSeq lists its product as uncharacterized. The record is from RefSeq and is a predicted model, not a curated record. Gene Ontology annotation, molecular function: calcium ion binding. Lineage: Eukaryota; Metazoa; Porifera; Homoscleromorpha; Homosclerophorida; Plakinidae. Bases 145 to 2685 code for a protein of 846 amino acids. The transcript has 11 exons.
ACUGAUAUCUGUGCACAUUUGAAGGUGAGAAUCUGUCACAAGAUUGCCUGGAAAUUGGAGACAUCUGAAGGUCGGUGCGAUGCUGCAAAAGUUGCAAACCAACAAGAAGUUGGAGGACAGCGUUUCUUUAAAUGUGAUGAGAUAAUGGCAACAUCUGGCUGUCCACUACCCAAAGAUGAACUUGGAACAAUGAAGUACGUUUGUCGAAACUUUGAUGAUAAUGCUCCAAAUGGUGACAACUGGUCUCUUGGUGACAACUGCUUUGAGGAAACAUUUGAUCUACAGCAAACAACCAAGUUCUACAUCAAAGACGGUGUUCCUUGUUGCUGGGUCAUCACUGCCAGUCUAGAUCCCGCAGCAAUGCCUGACAUUGAAGCUCGUCUAAUGAUGGACUUAAAAAUUCGACCUGAUCUUGUGGCCAGCAAUAAGCCAAUACCCAUCAACACGAGUCCGGAGGCUACAUUGCAGCCUGUUGUUCGAACACAGGCGGGAUGUUUGUUCAGACUGAGAAUUACAGCAAUCGAUGAGGACGGAGACACAGUGAGGUGCCGAUUUGCAGCUUCGUAUGACGAGUGUGGUGGUGUCUGCCCUGACUUGCAGAAAGUUGGAGCUCAAAUGGAAACAGACUUGUGUGUGAUCACAUGGACUCCAACUGUUGCUGAUGCUGGCUUGCAUGCUGCAGCACUUAUGAUAGAAGAUUACGAUAACAAUAACCAAUUAUUGAGCAGCGUGCCGCUCCAGUUUCUCAUCACAGUGUUUACGUCAUCCGAAACCUGCAGCACACCCACAGUAUCUCCUGGUGAUAUAUGUAUUACUAUUCAACCAGGAGCCUCGUUGUCAUUGGAAAUCACUGCCAUGCAAUCGAGUGAUCUGCCAGGCAAUGAGAUCAAAGAAAUUGUGGUUGUAGCAAAACCUGAUGGUUUGAACGAAGGACAGUUGACGAGAGUUGGUAACAGUGAUACCUGGAAGGUGACAGUAGCAUGGACACCACGGUCAGAUCAAUAUCGAUCGCACUUGCUGUGCUACUAUGCAACAGACAUGAAAGAUGUUCAAAGCCCUCAGCAGUGUGUGGCUCUCAAAGCUGGAGUGUCAGGCGUUUUACCAUCAAUUGAUACAGUUAGUCCAGUAAAUUUUCUUCCUCACCCUCCUCAGUUGACGAUCGUCUUUAGUGGUCCAGUGUCUGUGCCUACAAGCACCAAAACAAUUUCAAUAAUUGAGUUCAACUCUGAUGUGAUUGUUGAAGUGAUUGAUACUUCAACAUCAUCAAAUGUUGUGCUGAAUUCUGAUGUUAUGGAGGCAUCCAUUGUCCUGACAAAUUCUCUUUUUCCAAACCGGCGAUAUUAUGUUCUUGUUGAUGACGGUGCAUUUACUGCAGUUGAAGAUUGUGCGGGGAUACGUAGACCUGUUGAUGGCAUAUCGGACAAGAACGUUUGGACUUUUGUUGCAGAAGGUCCACCAGAUGUCGACGAGUGUGCUGAUCCAGUGUUGAACACAUGUCACCAGUUUGCUGAUUGCUCAAACACAAACCCUGGCUUCUUUUGCACUUGUCAGUCUGGCUUUGCAGGAGACGGAUCUUCUUGUGUCAAUAUAAAUGAAUGUACAAUGAAAACUCACAACUGUCACAUCAGGGCUGAUUGUAUUGACACAGUUGGACACUUCCAUUGUGUGUGCAGAGUUGGUUUCACUGGGGAUGGCAGAGUGCAUUGUCAAGAUGUCGAUGAAUGUGUUGUUAAUAGGAACCAGAAUUGCCACCCCACAAGAGCCAAUUGCGUUAAUACGGUGGGCAGCUUUACAUGUACAUGCCUACCUGGGUAUACAGGCAUGCCACACGUGUGUCUUGAUAUCAACGAGUGUGCACUUAAUUUGCAUAAUUGUCAUCAAUAUGCAACAUGUGGGAAUACUGAAGGCUCAUUUGUCUGUAAUUGUGCCCCAGGUUUUUUAGGAAAUGGGGUGAUGUGUAUGAACGAGAAUGAGUGUGCAGAUCCUAGUACUCACACUUGUCGAGAAAUUGUCAGCAUGUGUGUUGACACGUUGGGAAGCUUUCGAUGUGAAUGUACAAGAGGAUAUACGGGUGACGGGUUGACAUGUGUGGAUAUAGACGAGUGUGCUACAGGGCAGCACGGGUGCAACCCAAAUGCUGACUGCAUCAACACAGAAGGCUUUUUCUACUGCUCAUGCAAGCAGGGGUUUACAGGCAACGGUUUUGUGUGUAUCGAUGUCUCCAAUUGCACGGAUAUAUGGCCUGUUGUUAGAGACAGAUAUUUGAUUGAAGACGACCAUUGGCGAAACGUAACCAGCAACUGUCCUACAGCCAACCUGACUUCCUCUCCUACAAUGCUCGACAAGCCUCCAAUCAAACAGUGGCAACUGAUAAUCGAUCAGUAUCUACACGAGUUCAACGAAUGGAUAAAGAUUUUUGGAAGCGGUUCGUCGAAUGACAUUUCUCUGCCUAACAUAGAUCCGAAUGCUUCUCCUGAAGAGAUCUGGGAUGUUCUUCGUGCUAGUCACGAACAAGCCCAGAAAGCAUGGCAGGAAGAGAUCGGCAAUCCCAAUGACAUCAUGCCUCAUUCGUCUGCUAACUGUAGUGAUGAACGCCGAAAUCAAUGGGUAAUCUCACUUGGCACAACACAGAGCGUUAUGGAUCAAUACGAAGAAACUUUUGGUGAUGUGUGUGAUGCAGUGUGAAGAUCGAGUGAUGAUUGAAAACGCCAGAUGAUUUGCAUUGAUUAACCUUUAGUUGACUGAAAUUGUGAGCCGAUGAAAUUGCGAUCUUGUUUGUUAGUGCAUGUAAUACAGUUUGAGUAGAUCAUUUGGUCUGGGGCAUAGUUAUGUGCAUGUACUGUACCCAGUGCUUCUUUGCAAUAGAGUCCUAACCAGAU